GAGCCGGAAGUGGGGCGCGCGAGGUCUUAGGGCGCCAGGGAAGUGGCAGGCGGGGACUGAGGCGGGGCGUGCAGGUAGCCGGCCGGCCGGGGGUCGCGGGCAUGGCCGAGGCCAGGAAGCGGCGGGAGCUACUUCCCCUGAUCUACCACCAUCUGCUGCGGGCUGGCUAUGUGCGUGCGGCGCGGGAAGUGAAGGAGCAGAGCGGCCAGAAGUGUUUCCUGGCUCAACCCGUAACCCUUCUGGACAUCUAUACACACUGGCAACAAACCUCAGAGCUUGGUCGGAAGCGGAAGGCAGAGGAAGAUGUGGCACUGCAAGCUAAGAAGACCCGUGUGUCAGACCCCAUUAGCACCUCAGAAAGCUCGGAAGAGGAGGAGGAAGCAGAAGCCGAAACCGCCAAAGCCACCCCAAGACUAGCAUCUACCAACUCCUCAGUCCUGGGGGCGGACUUACCAUCAAGCCUGAAAGAAAAAGCCACGGCAGAGACAGAGAAAGCCGGCAAGACUGGGAACUCCAUGCCACACCCUGCCACUGGGAAGACGGUGACCAACCUUCUUUCUGGGAAGUCUCCCAGGAAGUCAGCAGAACCAUCAGCAAAUACUAAGUUGGUCUCAGAAACUGAGGAGGAGGGGAGUGUCCCGGCCUUUGGAGCUGCUGCCAAGCCUGGGAUGGUGUCAGCAGGCCAGGCCGACAGCUCCAGCGAGAACACCUCCAGCUCCAGCGAUGAGACAGAUGUGGAGGGGAAACCCUCAGUAAAACCAGCCCAGGUCAAAGCCUCAUCGGUUUCUACUAAGGAGUCUCCAGCAAGAAAGGCGGCCCCAGCCCCUGGGAAGGUGGGGGAUGUGACACCCCAGGUCAGAGGAGGGGCCCUGCCGCCAGCCAAGAGGGCCAGGAAGCCAGAAGAGGAGUCAGAGAGUAGUGAGGAGGGGUCUGAAAGUGAGGAGGAGGCCCCUGCAGGGACACCAAGCCAGGUAAAGGCCUCUGAAAAAAUUCUCCAGGUCAAAGCUGCCUUGACCCCUGCCAAGGGGACCCCUGGGAAAGGGGCUACCCCAGCACCCCCUGGGAAGGCAGGGGCUGUAGCCUUCCAGACCAAGGCAGGGAAGCCAGAGGAGGACUCGGAGAGCAGCAGCGAGGAAUCGUCUGACAGUGAGGAAGAGACGCCAGCUGCCAAGGCCCUGCUUCAGGCAAAGGCCUCAGGAAAAACCCCUCAGGUCGGAGCUGCAUCAGCCCCUGCCAAGGAGUACCCCAGGAAAGGAGCUGCCCCAGCGCCCCCUGGGAAGACAGGGCCUACAGUUGCCAAGGCCCAGACCGGGAAGCAGGAGGAGGACUCGCAGAGCAGCAGUGAGGAAUUGGACAGUGAGGAGGAGGCGCCUGCUCAGACGAAGCCUUCAGGGAAGACCUCCCAGGUCAGAACUGCCUCGGCCUCUGCCAAGGAGUCUCCCAGGAAAGGGGCUGCCCCAGCGCCUCCUAGGAAAACAGGGCCUGCAGCCACCCAGGCCCAGGCAGGGAAGGAGGAGGAGGACUCGGGGAGCAGCAGUGAGGAGUCAGACAGUGACAGGGAGGCACCAGCAGCCAUGAACGCAGCUCAGGUGAAGCCCUUGGGGAAAAACCCCCAGGUGAAACCUGCCUCCACCAUGGGCACGGGGCCCUUGGGGAAAGGCGCCGGCCCAGUGCUACCUGGGAAGGUGGGGCCUACAACACCCUCGGCCCAGGUGGGGAAGUGGGAGGACUCAGACAACAGCAGUGAGGAGUCAUCAGACAGCGAUGACGGAGAGGUGCCCACAGCUGUGGCCCCGGCUCAGGAAAAGUCCUUGGGGAAAGUCCUCCAGGCCAAACCUGCCUCUGGUCCUGCCAAGGGGCCCCCUCAGAAGGCACGGCCUGUAGCCAUCCAGGUCAAGGCUGAAAAGCCCACAGAAGACUCAGAGAGCAGCGAGGAGUCGUCGGACAGUGCGGACGGUGAGAAGGCACCAGCAGCCGUGACUGCAGCUCAGGCAAAACCAGCUCUGAAAAUUCCUCAGACCAAGGCCUGCCCAAAGAAAACCAAUACUGCAUCUGCCAAGGUCACCCCUGUGCGAGUGGGCACCCAAGCCCCCCGGAAAGCAGGAACUGCACCUUCUCCAGUAGGCUCAUCCCCAGCUGUGGCUGGGGGCCCCCAGAGACCAGCAGAGGAUUCUUCAAGCAGUGAGGAAUCAGAUAGUGAGGAAGAGAAGACAGGUCCUGCAGUAACCAUGGGACAGGCAAAGUCUGUGGGGAAAGGCCUCCGGGUGAAAGCAGCCUCAGUGCCUGUCAAGGGGUCCUUGGGGCAAGGGACUGCUCCAAUACUUCCUGGGAAGACGGGGCCUACGGUCACCCAGGUGAAAGCUGAGAUGCAGGAAGACUCUGAGAGCAGUGAGGAGGAAUCAGACAGUGAAGAGGCAGCUGCAACUUCAGCACAGGUGAAAACCUCAGUUAAAAAAACCCAGGCCAAAGCCAACCCAGCUGCCGUCAGAGCAUCUCCAGCAAAAGGGACAAUUUCAGCUCCUGGAAAAGUUGUCACUGCAGCUGCUCAAGCCAAACAGAGGUCUCCAGCCAAGGCGAAGCCACCAGUGAGAAACCUCCAGAACAGUACCGUCUUGGUGAAGGGCCCAGCAUCUGUGCCACCUGUGGGGAAGGCCGUGGCUGCAGCAGCUCAAGUCCAGACAGCGCCAGAGGAGGACUCGGGGAGCAGUGAGGAGGAGUCAGACAGUGAGGAGGAGACGGAGAUGCCGGCUCAGGCGAAGCCUUCAGGGAAGACCCCCCAGGUCAGAGCUGCCUUGGCUCCUGCCAAGGAGUCCCCCAGGAAAGGGGCUGCCCCAGCGCCUCCUGGGAAGACAGGGCCUUCGGCCACCCAGGCGGGGAAGCAGGAUGACUCAGGGAGCAGCAGCGAGGAGUCAAACAGUGAUGGGGAGGCACCGGCAGCUGCAACCUCUGCCCAGAAGGACAGUAACUCCAAACCUGCCAGAAGCAAGACCCUGGCCCCAGCACCUCCAGAGAGGAACACGGAGGGGUCCUCGGAGAGCAGUGAGGAAGAGCUGCCACUGACCCAGGUGAUUAAACCCCCUCUGAUUUUUGUCGACCCUAAUCGUAGUCCAGCUGGCCCAGCUGCUACCCCCGUACGAGCCCAGGCUGCGAGCACCCCGAGGAAGUCCCGAGCCUCGGAGAGCACAGCCAGGAGCUCCUCCUCCGAGAGCGAGGAUGAGGACGUGAUCCCCGCUACACAGUGCUUGACUCCUGGCAUCAGAACCAACGUGGUGACUGUGCCCACUGCCCACUCAAGAAUAGCCCCCAAAGCCACCAGCAGCAGCAAGGAGUCCAGUCGGAUAUCAGAUGGCAAGAAACAGGAGGGACCAGCCACUCAGGUGUCAAAGAAAAACUCAGCUUCCCUCCCACUGACCCAGGCUGCCCUGAAGGUCCUCGCCCAGAAAGCCAGUGAGGCUCAGCCUCCUGUUGCCAGGACCCAGCCUUCAAGUGGGGCUGACAGUGCUGUGGGAACGCUCCCUGCAACGAGUCCCCAGAGCAACCCCGUCCAGGCCAGAGGGACCAACAAGCUCAGAAAACCUAAGCUUCCUGAGGGCCAGCAGGCCACCAAAGCCCCUGGGAGCUCAGAUGGCAGUGAGGACAGCAGCGACAGCUCUUCAGGGAGUGAGGAAGAUGCUGAAGGGCCCCAGGUGGCCAAGUCGGCCCACACGCUGGUAGGUCCCACCCCCUCCAGGACGGAGACCCUGGUGGAGGAGACUGCAGCAGAGUCCAGCGAGGAUGAUGUGGUGGCGCCAUCCCAGUCUCUCCUCUCAGGUUAUGUGACCCCUGGACUAACCCCAGCCAAUUCCCAGGCCUCAAAAGCCACUCCCAAGCCAUACUCCAGCCCCUCAGUUUCCUCUACUCUGGCCACCAAAGAUGACCCAGAUGGCAAGCAGGAGGCAAAGCCCCAACAGGCAGCAGGCAUGUUGUCCCCUAAAACAGGUAGAAAAGAGGCUGCUUCAGGCACCACACCUCAGAAGUCCCGGAAGCCUAAGAAAGGGGCUGGGAACCCCCAAGCCUCAACGCUGGCGCUGCAAAGCAACAUCACCCAGUGCCUCCUGGGCCAACCCUGGCCCCUGAACGAGGCCCAGGUGCAGGCCUCGGUGGUGAAGGUCCUGACCGAGCUGCUGGAACAGGAAAGAAAGAAGGUGGUGGACGCCACCAAGGAGAGCAGCAGGAAGGGCUGGGAGAGCCGCAAGCGGAAGCUAUCGGGAGACCAGCCAGCUGCCAGGACGCCCAGGAGCAAGAAGAAGAAGAAACUGGGGGCCGGGGAAGGUGGGGAGGCCUCUGUGUCCCCAGAAAAGACCUCCACGACUUCCAAGGGGAAAGCAAAGAGAGACAAAGCAAGUGAUGAUGUCAAGGAGAAAAAAGGGAAGGGGUCUCUUGGCUCCCAAGGGGCCAAGGAUGAGCCAGAAAAGGAGCUUCAGAAGGGGAUGGGGAAGGUUGAAGGUGGAGAUCAAAGCAACCCAAAGAGCAAGAAGGAGAAGAAGAAAUCCGACAAGAGAAAAAAAGACAAGGAAAAAAAAGAAAAGAAGAAAGCAAAAAAGUCCUCAACCAAAGAUUCUGAGUCACCGUCCCAGAAGAAAAAGAAGAAAAAGAAGAAGACAGCAGAGCAGACUGUGUGACGGGCACCAGCACCAGGCACAGACCCCACAGGCCCAAAGGCUUCGGGACUUCCCACCGCCUUGCUCCACAGAUCCAGCUAGGCCUGACCUGUGCUUCAUCCCAUGCCACUCGGUCUCUGGCUGAUCCCGAGGCUUUGUCUUCCUCUCAUCAGUUCUUUUGGUUGUGUUUUCUGGUUUUUUUUUAAAUAACUCAAAAAAAUAAAAGACUUAGAGGAAGGGUGCAAGCUCCCAGUGCAUCUGGGGCACACAUUUCUCGGGACUGUCUUGCCGACACUCGGGAUUCCUUCUUGCCUGCGUGUUGAGGCUGUGGGUGACUGGUUAGUGGGUCAGGCGGUGAGCUUAAGAGACGCAGUGAAGUGCCUGGGUGCUGAAUUGGUGAGGAAGGCUUCCUGGAUGAGGCGGCAUCUAAACUAAAGGAUGGUCAUGGUUGAUUUCCUGUUGCCAGAGUAAGUCAUGCAAAUACCCAAAGACAAGAAAUGGAAGGGGCUGAGAAUCCUUGAGUUAGGCCUCAACCUAGGGGCAGGCUCCCUGGAGGUGCAUGGUGAACAGCUGUGGCAGGCACAGCAGGUCUAGGAAAGUCGGGAGUGAGGUGCCCCUCACAUGGAGCUCACCAUGAUUCUGUGGUGGUGAGGGUGCAAGUGGAUGAACAUGAAAGACAGGAUGAUGUCUUGGGUGUGGACUGAGGGAGGGGAGGGGUAGCAAGGGAGGUGGUCUGCUGCUCUGGGCUGGGAAUGCAGAAGCCCACUUCCCUGGGCCCAGAGCCAUAUGGAACACCAGGGGUCCUGGAGAUGUCUCCAAAGCUUUUAGCCUCAUACUGGAAACAGCCAGAGGCAGUGCAGAAAAGGAAUGCGCGGCUGGAGGUGUCAGAGACCCAGGUUGGCAUCCAGCUGCACCCUUGACUCGGGGCCUGGGGCCAGACCCUCCCCCAUCUGGCCUCUCCUCUGAAGCAUCCUCUGAAGCAUGUUGCUCUAGAACACAACUACAGAGUAGUGUCCUCAUUGGGCCUUGUUUGACCCACAGCAAGACUUGAAAAUUAAACAUGGGGUGGAUUGCACGGCAGUUGUUGAUUUCUGGCUCCUCUUAAAAAGACAACAUCUGGCAGCGGGGGCUGUGCUCCAUCCUGGCAGCAACCAGAUAGAGCUGAGUAGCAGUCAGCCCCUUAGGUAGGGCAUGGGCACCCAGUCUUCCACAGUCCCCUACUUCCUGUCCAUCCUGACACGGAGGCCCUGUUUCGGUUGCCAUCUGUCAUCACAUUCGCACUGUUCUUAGUAUAGAAAUGAAAUUGGGGACAUAGGAAAAUGAAAGCUGUACCAAGAAGAGCUUGUGCUUAAACUAGGCAAGAGCCUAUUUCUUUUUGGAAGUAAAGAGUGUUCGUGUGUGUGAAACAUGUAAUCAAGUAUAUCUGUGUCCAAAGACUGCAGGCCCCCCCAGGCAUCUCUGGGUUCCUUGGGCUGUAUUCUCCCACCUAAGUGACUGGAUUUAGCAUCUUGAGUAACCUCUUUAGGAUAAAUGAACUAGAUCCCAACAGAAGAGCCAGGAGCCAGAGUGUUCUACUUACUACCUUUUAUUCUAACAUGAACCAUGGCCCUGAUAGCUGAUACAAGCUUGGCUGAGCAGAGGGAACUAGGGGUCAGCAGAAAGGAUUAUGGGUGGAAAAUCUUGGCUCUCCCUUGGGGAGUGAUGCUGGGGAAAGGGAAGAGAGUGGCUCAGCCUGCAGGUAAAUAGGCUAGAAAAGCCGAGGCCAAAGGCCAGAGGGGAAAGGACAGUCAGCCUGUCCAGCCUGGGGGUAGGGUUAUCCCUUCUUCCUGUGCCUUCCCACCUUGUCCAUGAGCCCAGAUCUCAGAGCCUUGUGUUGGAGGCUGCCGUGAUGUCAGGAAUGGGGUUCCGUCUAGCUUUUGGCCACCUCCUGGGACCUCAUGCCCCUGUUGACAAACGGAGGUUGGGCAGCAGGGCCUUGCUGCAUUGUUAUCUGCUGUUCCGACUUGGUUUUUCGUUUCCAAGGGUGACGAAGAACCAGGUACCGGGGUUUCAUGGGAUGAGGUACAGGGUGGGAGAUCGGGGAGGGGCUGGGGACCGAAGGGAGCAA
This is a messenger RNA of Piliocolobus tephrosceles (Ugandan red Colobus), 6747 nucleotides long. RefSeq names its product treacle ribosome biogenesis factor 1 (gene TCOF1). Gene Ontology annotation, cellular component: nucleolus. Bases 102 to 4661 code for a protein of 1519 amino acids. The transcript has 28 exons. The record is from RefSeq and is a predicted model, not a curated record. Lineage: Eukaryota; Metazoa; Chordata; Mammalia; Primates; Cercopithecidae. Gene Ontology annotation, molecular function: scaffold protein binding; RNA binding. Gene Ontology annotation, biological process: nucleolar large rRNA transcription by RNA polymerase I.